This is a messenger RNA of Colletotrichum spaethianum, 351 nucleotides long. RefSeq lists its product as uncharacterized. Lineage: Eukaryota; Fungi; Ascomycota; Sordariomycetes; Glomerellales; Glomerellaceae. The record is from RefSeq and is a predicted model, not a curated record. The transcript is spliced from 2 exons. Bases 1 to 351 code for a protein of 116 amino acids.
AUGAAGGUCACCGCCGCGUUCGCGAUCCUUUCUGCCGCCCUCGUCGCGGCGGCCCCAAGACCACAAGACGACGACCCCGCCGCCGUGUUCGGCAUCUCGUUCACUUUUGAGAACGGCAGCUUCACCGACGUCUUGGACGUACCUGAGACGCUAUCAGGGUACCCCCUAGCCAGCAAUGGCAUCGUGACCAACGUCUUCAUCUACCCACCGGCAGGCCAGCCCGCCCGUUGCGCGUUCCUGGAGCCCGAACCCAGCAGACAGGGUCUCGGAGCCUGGACAAUUGCCCGCCCGACGACCAUCGCCCUCAAUCCUCCGGCAGAAGUGGGAUUCGUGCAGUGUAACAGAGCCUAG